CCGUAACAGUUAAGAAGUGGAAAAGCAAUGCGUGAAAACCAUGGCUAACUUUUUCUUUUCUUUCCUUUUUCUAUGAAAGUUAUCGCAACUUUAGUAAAGCUAUGAAUGGCGGAGUAACUUUUUGGGAAUUAUUUAGCCUUUAUGUCAUUCAUCCAUAAAGGAGAAAAGCUGGAGGCAACGGUCCUAUGUAUAACUCAUUGAGUGAAGGAGCAAAGGCUAGCUCCAUGGGAGCUACUCACAGAUCCGUCACCGUUCGCCUAAAUAGAGAAGACUGUAAGCGCACAAAACACGAUUCGGCUUUCUCCGAUUGGAAGAUUCUAAUUGGGCCUAAUGAUUGGACGAAUUAUUUACUGGGGAAGGAAGGAGCAGAGAAAUAUAGGACUCAGAACCUGCCAAACUGCACCUCGUGCUCUGGAGUUUAUGAGCUUGGAAUAGCUGUGUCACGACACCAAGCUGGGCGAGAGGCUAGCAGACUUGACCCUGAUUAUAUUGUUCCUGUAUAUGUUGGAAAAUCUGACAUUGUUAGGACUAGGCUACAGCGGUAUGGCCGUGAAGGCGCUCAUUUAGAGAAUAUCUGCUCCAAUAGUGCACUGCACGACCAAGAAAAUGUAUCUGCUUCAAAGAGAGCAGGAUUGUUUACAGAAGCAUUCUCAAGAGGCUUCUCUAUCGUUUAUAGGUGGGCACCUAUGAAUGACAACAAAGAUGCUGAGAAAACUGAAUCCCAGCUGCUCGACAGAUUUGACUAUGCUUGGAAUAAAGGCAGUAAUGGCGUACGUCGACACAAUGAUGUCCUCCACAAACUUGAUCGCAUUUCAAGAGCAACUCGUCUUCCUGCUUUUGUCAGGAAGCUUCAAUUGUCCCUUGAGAAACAAAAAGGUGUCAAAAUCAAAGCUUGCAAGCCCCUUUUGUUGGAGAACGGAUCUGAGUUUCAUGAUAGCUUCAAAGGCACUUAUUUCCUUCCCCAAAUCUUCAAAUUUGGUCGAUCAAACCCAAGAAUAAUUUCACUAAGUUCCGGUGUAAAUGGUGAUCCAAAUACUAUCUGUGGUGUGGCUUUGGGUCAUGGAUCUGUUUGUAUAAGGCCUCCAAUUAUGGGAAAUAAAAGAUGUGCUGAGCACAAGGGAAUGAAGGUAAAUGGUGUAAAUUCAAAGUUGAUUGCAGAAUGUUUGGAGCACAAGGGAAGGAGUCGAGGCUUAAUUUCUCAGCCAGUGACAGACAAAAGUUGCCACUGGACCCACAAUCCUAUACUUGAAAACAGGACUUAUUCCACUGAUGAUGGCCAGCAGAUGUUAUCCCGUACAGCUGAUACACAACACCCUCAAGAUUUCUCUAGCUGUCCUCUUAUCGGCAAGAACCACAAGGUCAUGUGUGGAGUUCACUUAAAUGAUGGUAGUUUUUGCACCAGGCAACCUGCAGUAGGAAGAAAGCGGUGUGAAGAACAUAAGGGUAUGAGGGUUAAAGAGCCCAUUUCUAAGCAAUUAGGAGUAGAAAUACCGAGUGUAUUUGCAGGUCCAGCUACCAAAAUUAGCAGUGAGAAAAUGCAUUGGAAUAUAGACAUUCCAUCAGUCAACCAUUCUCCGGCUUGUGGAGCAACAUUGUGUAAUGGUUCCUUUUGCAGAAGGAAACCUUCGGAAGGUAAUAAAAGAUGUUGGCAGCACAAAGGUAUGAGGGUUAAAGAGCCCAUUUCUAAGCAAUUAGAAGCAGAAAUACCAAGUGUAUUUGCAGGUCCAGCUACCAAAAUUAGCAGUGAGAAAAUGCAUUGGAAUAUAGACAUUCCAUCAGUCAACCAUUCUCCAGCUUGUGGAGCAACAUUGCGUAAUGGUUCCUUUUGCAGAAGGAAACCUUCGAAAGGUAAUAAAAGAUGUUGGCAGCACAAAGGCAUGAAGAGUUGAAAUAGGACCUCCACGACCUGCAUAAUGUAGUUUCAUAAGAGAAUUAUUAAUCAAGUUGUGGUGCACCCUUACGCAGUGGUGUUGGGAUUAUCCUUUUAUUUAAGAAUUAUUUAUUUACUGUAUGUUUGGUCUUUUAUUUAGUUGAAUUGGUCAGCUCCUAGUUAUUAGGAAGUGGACGAGUGGUUUUAGUUGACAUAGUGGAGUCUGUUAGGAGUCCUAGUUAAUGUUUGUUUAGUCGUGGGUUUGUGGGUUUCAUGCGCAGUCAUGAAGGCUCUGUAAAGGCCUACAUAAUGGCUUCUUCUGUUGCAAAUAAAGGUGUGAGUUUGCAGUAUUAAAGAUCCCAUCUUGUCCA
Molecule: messenger RNA, 2241 nt
Organism: Nicotiana tabacum (common tobacco)
Lineage: Eukaryota; Viridiplantae; Streptophyta; Magnoliopsida; Solanales; Solanaceae
Product: protein EFFECTOR OF TRANSCRIPTION 2
Biological process (GO): regulation of DNA-templated transcription
Molecular function (GO): DNA binding
Source: RefSeq, a predicted model, not a curated record